Raphanus sativus (radish) is the source of this 3265-nucleotide messenger RNA. RefSeq lists its product as uncharacterized. The transcript has 7 exons. Lineage: Eukaryota; Viridiplantae; Streptophyta; Magnoliopsida; Brassicales; Brassicaceae. The record is from RefSeq and is a predicted model, not a curated record. The coding region runs from base 1 to 2559 and encodes 852 amino acids.
AUGGAUAAGACGUGGGUUUGGCUGCCAAGGAAUAGUGACGAGUACUCAGAAGGAGCAACUAAUUUUGUGUAUUCAUCAGCAAGAAGAUUGGGAAAUCUGUCUGAAAUGCUGUGUCCUUGCAGAGACUGCCGCAAUUUAAGCCAUCAGCUAGUUGAUAAAAUAGUCGAGCAUCUAGUGAUUAGGGGUAUGGAUAAGAAGUACAAGAGCUCUUGUUGGAGUAUUCAUGGUGAAAAAAGAGAAUCUAAAGAAGACACUGGUCCUGGCAAUGAAAGGGAGGCAUAUGAGUUGUUUAAGACAGCAUUCUCCAUGGAUGAAGAUGGUCCAAAUCAGACGAAUGAAAGUGGGGUGGAGCCAAAUGAUGGUGAUGAAGCAGCAGAGGAAACUGAGUUUAGGAAAAAGUUAAGAGACGCUGAAACGCCAUUGUACUCGGAUUGUAUCAAACACACGAAGGUUUCAGCAAUCAUGGGACUUUACAGAUUCAAGGUUAAAAGUGGUGUGUCUGAGAAUUACUUCGAUCAGCUGUUGGUUUUGCUUAAGGAUAUGCUACCUGAAGACAAUGUGCUUCCAAAGAGUAUGGAUGCAAUCAAGAAAUUUCUGAAGAUCUUUGGGUUCGGCUACGACAAUAUUCAUGCUUGCAAGAAUGAUUGCAUACUGUAUAGGAAGGAGUAUGAGAACCUACAAAGCUGUCCAAGAUGCAAAGUUUCAAGAUGGGAAAUGGAUAAGCACAGUAAUGAGAUAAAGGUGGGGAUUCCGGCAAAGGUCCUUAAAUAUUUUCCAAUCAAGGACAGGUUUAGGAGGAUGUUUAGAUCAAAGAGGAUGGCUGAAGAUCUGCGUUGGCACUAUACCAAUGCGACUGAAGAUGGUACGAUGCGACACCCCGUUGAUUCUAUCUCUUGGGCACAAGUGAAUGAUAAAUGGCCAGACUUUGCUGCUGAACCAAGGAAUCUUCGACUUGGAAUUUCUACAGAUGGGAUGAACCCUUUCUCCAUGCAAAACACCAAUCACAGCACAUGGCCAGUGUUGUUAGUGAACUACAACACGCCUCCAACGAUGUGUAUGAAGGCUGAGAAUAUAAUGUUGACAUUGCUGAUCCCUGGUCCAACAGCUCCUGGUAAUAACAUAGAUGUCUACUUAGCACCAUUAAUAGAUGAUCUGAAAGAUUUGUGGGCUGAGGGUAUUGAAGUCUAUGACUCAUUUGCGAAGGAGAAUUUCACACUUAGAGCCUUGCUGCUUUGGAGUAUCAGUGACUAUCCAGCAUUAGGAACCUUGUCUGGAUGUAAAGUGAAGGGGAAACAAGCAUGCAAUGUAUGUGGAAAGGAUACACCUUCUAGGUGGCUUAAGUUCAGCCGCAAGUUUGUCUACAUGGGAAAUAGAAAGAGACUACCGCCUGGCCAUCGUUACAGAUAUAAAAAAGCUUGGUUCGACAACACAGUGGAGGAAGGGAAUGCGAGUAGGAUACAAACUGGCGCUGAGAUAUAUGAGACAUUACAAGCUUUUAGGAAUGAUUUUGGAAGACCUCUAGAUAAGGAGAAAAAAAGGAGAAGACCAGAGUUGGAAGAUGAUGAGAUGGUUCAAGAAGAAGAGUGUGAAGAAUCAAAUGAUCUAUGGCGGUGGAAGAAGAGAUCAAUAUUCUUUGAACUACCUUACUGGAAGGAUAUGCAUGUUCGUCAUAAUAUUGACGUUAUGCACGUUGAAAAGAAUGUGUCGGAUGCUAUACUGUCUAUCUUGAUGCAAAGUUCGAAGUCAAAAGAUGCAUCGUAUUGGCUAUCGAAGAAAGAGAAGACCAUUUUCUGCAAAAGGUUAUCUCAGUUUAGAGGUCCUGAUGGUUAUUGUGGAAAUAUUGCAAAUAGUGUUUCAGUUAACCCUCCUAAUUUAGGUAGUUUAAAGUCGCAUGAUCAUCACGUGCUAGUACAGAACUUGUUACCAGCUGCAUUAAGAGGGUUGUUGCAUAGUGGUCCUAGGAUUGCCAUUAACAGAUUAUGCAGCUACUUUAACAGGUUGUGCCAACGCAUCAUUGACCCGGAGAAACUUAUAUUAAUGGAGACAGAGUUUGUGGAAACAAUGUGUCAACUGGAGCGCUUCUUCCCUCCAUCUCUUUUUGAUAUCAUGUUCCACCUUCCAAUACAUCUCUCAAAAGAGGCACGCUUGGGAGGACCAGUUCACUUCCGCUGGAUGUAUCCAUUUGAAAGGUACAUGAAAACACUAAAGGCCUUUGUUAAGAAUUAUGCAAGGCCAGAAGCAUGUAUGGCUGAGGGGUAUUUAGCUGGAGAAUGUGUUGCAUUUUGUUUAGAGUUCCUUCAAGAUUCAGUACAAGUUCAAGAACCAGUUAAUCGUAAUGAAGAUAUUGAGGCUGAUAGAGUCGUGGUUGAAGGUCGACCUCUGCAGAAGGGAGUAGAGGUCACCCUUUCAGAUAAAGAUAGAGACAUUGCUCAUCGCUAUGUGCUAAUGAACAUGGCAUCUAUGGAUCCCUAUGUUGAGAUGCAUUUAGAAGAAUUACAAGCUAAUGAUGCUCGAUGUGCUAGAAAUGAAACUCUGCUGUGGAAACACCAUACUGAGUAGUUUGCAGAAUGGGUUAAAAAAAGAUUCAGUCAGACUCAACAAAUAGUCAUUCUAAGGAGUUGAGGUGGUUGGCAUUCGGACCAAGAAAUGCUGCUUUAGCAUAUAAAGGGUUUAUUAUUAAGGGCCAGCGGUUUCAUACGGAUGCGGUUAAGCGGAAGACUCAAAACAGUGGAGUAAGUUAUGAAGCAUUUAGCAUGUGUAGAUCAAGUGCUCGAGAUAUGAGACAAGUUGCUGAUAUGCUUACAUAUUAUGGAGUUAUAAAGGAGAUUUUACUGCUGGACUAUCACAUGUUCAAAGUACCGCUGUUCAGAUGCAAUUGGGCUAACACAGGGAAUGGUGUGAAGGAAGAAGAUGGCUUCACUCUCGUUAACCUUCAUAUGAACCAGGCAGCUUAUUUGAAAGAUCCGUUCAUUCUGCCCUCUCAAGCAAAACAGGUUUUCUACUCUAGGGAAGAUGAUAAUUGUAAUUGGUAUGUUGUUAUGAGAGCACCACCUAGAGGCUACCAUGAGUUGGAAACAGAAGAGGUUUUAGGUGCUGCAGCUUUACCUGUCCAAGAAGUCGAUGAUCUGUGUGAUGAAGCUUCUGAUGAUGAUAGUCUUUAUGUUAGGGAUGAUUGUGAAGGGUUGUUAGUGGUAGAUUGAUAAUAUUUCAUUUUGUAGUGUUGAUGGUUUGUUUAAACAAGGAAAUGUAUUACGCUGGCCUUUUU